GCGGCUGCUGCGAGGCUGUGAGGAGCAGGCAGGGGGAGGCGGCGGCGGCGGUAGCUUGUCGGUGAGCAGCCGGGAGGACCGGAGCCAGGGCGAAGCACCUGCAGGCACGGGCGGUGGCCCCACCAUGGCAAUACGCAAGAAGAGCACCAAGAACCCCCCGGUCUUGAGCCAUGAAUUCAUCCUGCAGAAUCACGCGGACAUCGUCUCCUGUAUUGCGAUGAUCUUCCUGCUGGGGCUCAUGUUCGAGAUAACAGCAAAAGCAUCUAUUAUUUUUGUUACUCUUCAGUACAAUGUUACCCUCUCUGCAUCAGAAGAACAAGCCACAGAGUCAGUAUCUCGUUACUACUAUGGUAUUAAAGAUUUGGCUACAGUUUUCUUCUACAUGCUUGUGGCAGUAAUUAUUCAUGCCAUAAUUCAAGAAUAUGUGUUGGAUAAAAUUAACAGACGAAUGCACUUCUCCAAAACAAAGCACAGCAAGUUUAAUGAGUCCGGUCAGCUCAGUGCAUUCUACCUUUUCUCUUGCAUUUGGGGCACAUUCAUUCUAAUCUCUGAAAACUACAUCUCAGACCCAACUAUCUUGUGGAAGGCUUAUCCCCAUAACAUGAUGACAUUUCAAAUGAAGUUUUUUUACAUAUCACAGUUGGCUUACUGGCUUCAUUCUUUUCCUGAACUCUACUUCCAGAAAAUAAAAAAAGAAGAUAUUCCUCGCCAGCUUGUCUACAUUGGUCUUUACCUCUUUCACAUUGCUGGAGCUUAUCUUUUGAACUUGAAUCAUCUCGGACUUGUUCUUUUGGUGCUUCAUUAUUUUGUUGAAUUCCUUUUUCACAUUUCCCGCCUGUUUUAUUUUAGUGAUGAAAAGUAUCAGAAGGGGUUUUCUGUGUGGGCAGUACUGUUUGUUUUGGGACGACUUCUGACUUUGAUCCUUUCGGUGCUCACUGUUGGAUUUGGCCUUGCAAGAGCAGAGAAUCAGAAGCUUGAUUUGAGUAAUGGAAACUUCAACAUACUGGCCAUUAGAAUUGCUGUUCUGGCCUCCAUUUGCAUUACUCAAGCCUUCAUGAUGUGGAAGUUUAUUAAUUUCCAGCUUAGGAGAUGGAGAGAACAUUCUACAUCUCAGGCACCAGUUGUGAAGAAGAAGCCAACAGUGACGAAGGGCAGAUCUAGAAAAGGAGCAGAAAAUGGUGUAAAUGGAACAGUAACUUCAAACGGAGCAGACUCUCCCCGUAAUAGAAAAGACAAAUCUUCAUAAUGAGUCAGAACCUAAUUGAUUAGUGUCCCCAAAGAAAUACGCUUUUUGCUAUAGAUUUUUCUUCUUAAAAAAUAUAAUUUGUGCUCUUGGAUUCUUGCUGUCGUACUGUUUCAUG
Molecule: messenger RNA, 1361 nt
Organism: Elephantulus edwardii (Cape elephant shrew)
Lineage: Eukaryota; Metazoa; Chordata; Mammalia; Macroscelidea; Macroscelididae
Gene: TRAM1
Product: translocation associated membrane protein 1
Exons: 11
Coding region: 125-1246 (373 amino acids)
Biological process (GO): SRP-dependent cotranslational protein targeting to membrane, translocation; protein insertion into ER membrane
Cellular component (GO): endoplasmic reticulum membrane
Source: RefSeq, a predicted model, not a curated record